CAUAUUAAUUACAGUUGCAAACAUAUAGUUUUGCAGACACACAAUUCGCCCUGCAUCAAAAGCUAGCAUUUGGAUCCAGCGCCCUCAAAUUGAACACCAAGGGUGCAACCACUGCGACGCUGACAUUGAUGCUUCUAAGACAUAGCUAAUUACAGGUCAUCGCAUUUACAGUAUCAUGGCGUCCGCGCAAGUACCUGGCUCGAGCCUUCUUUCUUCACGCAACCUUUCCGCGCGGCUUGCCUCAACCUCAGGGCGGCCAUAUGCAGUGCCUCAGCGACGCAGUAUCACAAUUUGCUCCGCCUUCAAGCUCAGUGACGUGACUGGCUCUUCUGGCUCAAACCGGACUGCUAUGGUGGCCAUCGACCCCACGGUGCCCAGCACUAGCGCUAUUGCAUCACAGGAACGCUCUGGGCCUUCUAUUCCAAUCAUUGCUCUUGCUGUGGGCGCUGUGGGCCUUGCCGCGAUGGUAUUCAAGAAGUUUCGACAGAACGGGCUUGAUGACCACACCUACCGGUACAGCGCCAGCUUGCAUCUCAAGGAUGUGAUGAAAGAUGUGAACACUGUGCGCAUUGACGACCUGACACCCGAGCAAAUUGAGGCCGCACGUGCUCGUCGCAGCAAGGAGCGUGCCAACCACCGGCUGUGCCUGGAGGAUGUCGAGCUGCCGCAGAACCACCCCUUCGCCACCAAGCAGAAGCUCACGCAGGAGCAGCAGGACGCGGCGCUGCAGAACCUCCGCGCGCGCAGCAUGCGCCGCCGCAACUACGAGGCAAUGCAGGAGGGCGCCAAUGGAGGCAUGGGCGGCAUGGGCCGCUCACGCUAGGUGGAUGGCGAUGCAGUGUCAGGGAUGGGGGUGGAGGGGAGGGGUAGGGGUUAGGGGCGGGGGCAGCGUUGCAGGCGCGUGUUGCAGGUGCCAGGAUGGGUGUGAUUCUUCAUUUGCAGGAAGAGGAGUGCUGGUAGGCGUAUAGACCAUACAGAUAGGCUAUGCGGUCCUUGAAGAGCAACAUGACAGUGGACGUGGAAGCGGGGAAGUCUGCCUCAUUGCGGGGCGGGUGGCGGCGGCACUGUGGCAGCCUGGCCGAGUGCAGGAUGGAGCCGCCAGGAGCAGGCUGGCCGCGGUCUGUCCUAGGGACUUGACAGCGCGGUCUUGACUUUUAAGACUGGCGUGCUAACCCAAUAAAGGACCAGGUGAUACAUAAGACGCUGGCAUGACUGUGUGCAAUACUAGACUGCUGUCAUGUGAUCCUCCGAUUAAUUGGAUUGAUGUGGAUGCCUGAGGCGUGAGGCUCUUGACCACCUGGGCAAUUGCACAUGUCUCCCAUUUGACAUGGGCCUUGGUGCUGCCAUGUAAGGUAACGGAUAC
Molecule: messenger RNA, 1363 nt
Organism: Chlamydomonas reinhardtii
Lineage: Eukaryota; Viridiplantae; Chlorophyta; Chlorophyceae; Chlamydomonadales; Chlamydomonadaceae
Exons: 4
Coding region: 464-823 (119 amino acids)
Source: RefSeq, a predicted model, not a curated record